Molecule: messenger RNA, 1547 nt
Organism: Owenia fusiformis
Lineage: Eukaryota; Metazoa; Annelida; Polychaeta; Sabellida; Oweniidae
Source: the annotation of a GenBank genome assembly
GAUAUCUGGUAGGGAAAUCAGACUCUGUGAUAUAUUUAUAAAGGGGCUGUUUACUGUGUUUUCUGCGUACCAGUGUUGCACUCGGCAUCAGGCACUACAUAGACAUACAUAGCAUAGGUUAGGCUGCCACUGGAAAGACUAAGGAAGACACUGUAGCUUACUAGCAGAUAUUUAAAGAAAAUGCCAGGAAAAGGUCUGAGAAAAGCCAAGAAGUAUGACUGGAAGGACAGUAACCUAGCUUUGUUCGGGUCAGACCUAGAAAAGAAUGUUAAAAAGACGUCUGCUAGUGGCGAACAAGCAUGGUCGACAGUGGAUAAAAACAGGGAGAGUGCGUUGUACAUCUGGAGAAUAGUGAAAUUUGGCAUCACAGAAUGGCCAGCAGAAGAUUACGGUUCCUUUUUUGAUGGGGAUUCAUAUAUUAUACUGAAUCAAUACAAGAAGGAGGACUCUGAUGAAAUCGAGUAUGACGUUCAUUUCUGGAUAGGAAAAUACAGCACACAGGAUGAGUACGGAACUGCUGCUUACAAGACCGUGGAGUUGGAUACGUUCUUAGAUGACAAGCCAGUUCAACACAGAGAGGUGAUGGGACAUGAGUCGGAAUUAUUCCUGAGCUAUUUUGAUGAAAUCAGGUAUCUGAAAGGUGGCGCUGCUAGUGGAUUCCGUCACGUAAAAGCAGAGGAGUAUGAACCAAGACUCCUCCACUUCCAUGGUAAAGGAAGGAAAGUCAUUGUUAAAGAGGUAGCACGUACGCGCAAAAAUCUGAAGAGCGACGAUGUGUAUAUUCUUGAUCUUGGUUUGAAAAUCAUUCAGUGGAAUGGGGAAGGCUCAAACAAAGAUGAGAGAUUCAAGGCAGUACAAUUUCUACAGAAACUAAAAGGAGAAAGAGGUGGUAAGGCUGACACCCAGAAUCUGGAUGAAGCAAGACUCAAUCCAGAGCAUUUGUUCUACAAAAGCAUACCAGAGGAAGAUGAUGACGACGAUGAUGAUGACGAGACAGACGCCGCAGAUAACGAAAAGAAACUUAUGCAAUUGUCCGAUCAAUCAGGAAACGUCCAGUUUAAUGUUAAGAAGACUGGAGAUGUUACAUCUGCUGACUUCGAUACCAAGGAUGUUUUCAUGUUUGAUACUACUCAGGAUCUAUUUGUCUGGGUUGGUCUUGGCGCCUCUGCCCAAGAGAAGAAGAGUGCCAUGAUGUAUGCACAUAAAUACCUGGCAAAGUCCCCCAAGCCAUACCUUCCAGUGACCGUGCUGAGGGAGGGACAGUACAACCUGUCUUUCAAGACUGCCCUUGCUGCCUAAUCGUGCCAUAUACAAAACACUUGCAACUCUCAAAACUGUUACUUUUGUAAAUGUAUAUACCAUUAUAUCUUCGUAAUGUUUCAUUUGAAUUUAUGUACAAUGGCUAUUUACUCAAUAGCUGAGAUUAUCACCAAAUCUAAGACAAUUACAAUGGAGCAAUAACUAUGGACAUUAUUUCAAAACCAUGAUUCAAGUAAAGCAACCUAACAGUGUCUUCUGGCUGGAGAUUCCGUUAAUGAAACAGGACA